ACAAUAGGGAUAAAUUCAUAAUAUAAAGAAUUUCACUAAGAAAUUUAAGUGGGUAUGUCAUUAUUUGCAAUACAACAAGCUGCAGAUGCAUGGAUAGUACAAAAUAUUACAGCAACAUAUCAAGCUGAUGAAAAUAUUAAGAAAGAAUGGUGGUUUCCAUUAGCAUGUUCAAUUUCAGGUACAGAAUUUAGAAAUUUACAAAAUUGGUUUAUUAAAGUCGAUAAAGACAAAUCUGGUACACUUGAACUUACUGAAUUAAGGAGUGCAAGAUGGCCAAAUGGAGUUAAAUUAGAUGAUGAAACAUGUAGACAUUUAAUGAGAAUAUUUGAUGUUGAUUUUUCAGGGUCUAUUUCAUUUUAUGAGUAUCUUGCAAUGAUGAAAUUUGUUGAAUUAACUACAUCAGUUUUUAGAAAAUAUGAUGUUGAUAAAAGUGGAAAUCUUGAUUUAAAAGAGAUUCAAACUGCACUUCCUGACCUUGGAUUUGAUCUUAAUACUAAAUCAUGUCAAGUUAUUACAAAAUUAUGUGGAAAAGGUUUGUUCUCUAAAAAGAUUCAACUUCCUCAAUUUAUUGGUUGUGCUGCUUAUCUUGGACAAAUUAGAACGAUUUAUCAACAUGGAUUUAAACAAGCACAAGGUGAUUUUAAUAGACCUGUUUUUGCUAAAUUCCUUAACUUAGUUAUGUCACUUGUUGAUGAUGCUUAAUCAUUUCAAUUGUUCUUCUUUA
Molecule: messenger RNA, 724 nt
Organism: Entamoeba histolytica HM-1:IMSS
Lineage: Eukaryota; Evosea; Mastigamoebida; Endamoebidae
Product: grainin, putative
Exons: 1
Coding region: 55-702 (215 amino acids)
Molecular function (GO): calcium ion binding
Source: RefSeq, a predicted model, not a curated record